CUUGGGAGGAGGAAGAAGACCGAUGGGUAGAAUUCAGUUCCUCAUCUCCUCCCGCAUCUCCAUGGGCACAUUCCCAGAGAAACCUCAAGAAUGGCAGAACCGAGUCGGAGCUCCGCAUCUACCUCCUCCUCAUCUUCUUAUCCGGUCAAUAGGGGGGAUUCAGGUGCUGCCGCGUCGUCUUCAAAUACUUCCGUAAGGGAAGAACACGACCGGUACCAGCACCGCCAUCAUGAUACAGAGUUAGAGCAUCACCAAAAUGGUGUAUCGUAUCGGGGAAGCUUCUUUGCUUUUGAUAUUUCAUCAGAGGUGAUUACCGAUGACACCUGGUCUUGCAUCAUUGUGGUUCUUACUUUUUGGUUUUUCGUUGCAAUGACUCUGAUUUUGGGGGUUUAUGGGGCUUCCAAUAUAAGCCUUGGUCCAAAUUGCUCGCUUCUUAUUCAGCCUAACCCUAUAUUUGUCCAAAGUAUAACGAUAGAAGAGUCCAAUGGUGCUGCGAAUGGAAUAGAGCUAUAUGGGUUUUAUAAAACCCCACCUCUUGAUGUAGAAACCACUUGGUCUGAAACUUACGUUACUACUGUUCAAGUUUAUUCUCACAAGUCGUGGAUUUAUUAUCUCAAUGAGGGCUCUCAAGUUAACAUUUCAUAUACGGUGAACUCCUCUGGCUCCUCUGUCUUCCUUAUAAUUGCUCAAGGAAGUGACGGCCUUACACAAUGGCUUGAGGACCCAACAUAUCCAAACACCACUUUGUCAUGGAAUGUUGUUCAUGGAAGUGGUGUGAUCCAGCAGGAUAUAGACAUAGCUUCAAGUUACUACAUUGCAUUGGGUAAUCUAAACUCAGAGGAAGUGGAGGUGGAGUUGAAUCUCAGAUUAAAGGCGUGGAAGUAUAACACAACUGAAGCUUAUUACAAGUGUACUUUUACCCAAGGACGAUGUAGCCUGAGUGUUUUAUUUCCUAAGGGAAAUAUUGUUGUCUUGACCUCUCCUAGCCCAAACCAGGAACCAUUAUCUAAAACUGGAGAUAAACUUAAAAAAUUUCAAUUCCAAUACUCAGAAGCCAUUUUCAGAAGUUCAUUUUUUGGCAUCUUUCUAAAGAAUAUUCCAGAGGUAUUCUCGUAAUAUUAAAACCUUAGGUUCAGUUGGUCAUGCAAAAACCUCUAAAAUGCCUGCUUUUUAAUCCAUGGUUUGGUACCAUUGGCUUGUGAAACAUAUAUUCCAAUACUUCUGGUCUUCUAGACUAAGAGCCUUUUAAUUCCAUCCUAAUAAGUAUUUACAUGUUAUUUUGCAUUUUGGCUGCCUCAGAAUACAUCUGCAGAUGACUUGUCUGUCCGACUGUCAUAUGGACCAAGAUGGAUCACAUAUAUAUGUGGCAUUGGUGGAAUGACGGUGAUCAUGUUGGCUGCCUUCAACUUCUUAAACAAAAUCCAAUGCUACCGUGGAGGUGAAAGUGGAAAUCAAUAUGCAGAAGUUGGAUCGGAGAGGGCGCCUCUCCUUUCUCGUAAAGAUGAUGAUCUCUCAAGUUGGGGUUCAUCUUAUGAUUCUCUCUCCAAUGGUGAGGAUGAUCUUGAGGAAUUUCUGGCAGCUAGUAACAUUGAAGGGACAUCACUAAGAGAUGGUGAAAAUAGUAACAACACCAGACGUCUCUGUGCAAUUUGCUUUGAUGCUCCCAGGGACUGCUUUUUCCUUCCUUGUGGGCACUGUGUGGCUUGUUUUGAAUGUGGAACAAGGAUAGCAGAGGCUGAUGGAACCUGCCCGAUUUGCCAUAGAAACAUGAAGAAGGUGAGGAAGAUUUUCACAGUAUAAGCACCACCCAGCUUCAUGUUACACAAAAGACACACUGCUCAAAGUAAUUGCAAGCCUAGAAGCAUUCUACUCGAUUUCUUUUCAUGCUGAUGGAUGCAUUGAUCAAGUUAAAUGAAGAGCAGAAAAUAUCAGCAUUGUUUUGAAAAAAGUUGAACAACCAUGCAUUUUGUCUACUGAGUUGGCAUUCCACCAAUGCAUCCAUCCUUCCAUCCAUCCAUAUAGAAUAUAAUAUCAGAGCACACGCAGAAUUUUAUAUGCAAAAUCCUUGUUCUCUUCCCUUGGUUUUUUUCACCCCUUGCUUUCAGAGGUAGGUAUCUGUGGUUCUGCAUUCCAAUUCGCUUCGUAGUUUCAUGAUUCUGCCAACACUCAUGAUUCAUUCUGACGUCUGAUAUAACAAGACAGCAAUUGAAAUUUUAUUUGUCUGAUUGUUUAGGAGCAAAUUGAUUAGCCCCACCUCUUAAUAUAAUUUAUCUUUUUGA
Rubroshorea leprosula is the source of this 2279-nucleotide messenger RNA. The record is from the annotation of a GenBank genome assembly. Lineage: Eukaryota; Viridiplantae; Streptophyta; Magnoliopsida; Malvales; Dipterocarpaceae.